Messenger RNA from Hippocampus comes (tiger tail seahorse), 6131 nucleotides. RefSeq names its product phosphoinositide kinase, FYVE finger containing (gene pikfyve). The transcript has 39 exons. The record is from RefSeq and is a predicted model, not a curated record. Gene Ontology annotation, cellular component: vesicle membrane; cytoplasmic vesicle. Gene Ontology annotation, biological process: phagosome-lysosome fusion; melanosome organization; phosphatidylinositol metabolic process. The coding region runs from base 51 to 5852 and encodes 1933 amino acids. Gene Ontology annotation, molecular function: metal ion binding; 1-phosphatidylinositol-3-phosphate 5-kinase activity; ATP binding. Lineage: Eukaryota; Metazoa; Chordata; Actinopteri; Syngnathiformes; Syngnathidae.
UGUCGCCACUGUUGUCACCCUUUCAGGACAGCGACCUGAAGCAGUACUGGAUGCCCGACAGCCCGUGUAAGCAGUGCUAUGACUGCAACGAGAAGUUUACCACAUUCCGUCGGCGCCAUCACUGCAGGCUGUGCGGCCAGAUUUUUUGUAGUCGCUGCUGCAACCAGGAAAUACCUGGAAAGUUCAUGGGCUACACAGGAGACUUGCGAGCCUGUACGUACUGUCGAAAAAUAGCGCUCAACUACGCCUACUCAGCGGAGUCAGGCUCCAUCGGCGAGGACCUGAACGUCUUGUCUGACUCUUCAUGCUCUAUGUGUGUGUUGGAACCCAGCGAGCCGCGGACGCCCGUGGGCGGACGCAAGGCAAGCAGGAAUAUCUUCCUGGAGGAAGACCUCACCUGGCAGAGAAAAACUCCCAUUGGGAUGAGAAAAACCAUGAUCCAUCAAGAACCACAGAAGAGCAUUCUCCCUUCCAGACUCGCCACACUGCAAGAAGAUGUGGGUAAAUCUCCCACAAGGAAGAGGUGGGUCACGAGGAAGAGGUCUGCCAGUGUCUCUAACCUGUCUCUAGACCGCUCUGGAUCCAUGGUGCCGUCAUACGACAGCUCGGUCAGCCCCCCGACCACACGAGCCUUGUCGGGCGCCAAGAGUGUCACCAAAUUGGACCAUAGCGAGGAGGAGAGGAAGAACAUUUUGGACUCAUCGCAACUAAAGGACCUGUGGAAGAAAAUCUGCCACAACAACACAGGGAUGGAAUUCCAGGACCACAGGUACUGGCUGAGGACCUACUCCAACUGCAUUGUGGGAAAGGAGCUGGUCAAUUGGCUACUGAGGAACGGCACCAUCUUCAACAGGGCGCAGGCAAUCGCCAUCGGCCAGGCCUUGGUUGAUGGCCGCUGGUUGGACUGCAUCACGCACAACGACCAGCUGUUCAGAGACGAGUAUGCCCUUUACCGCCCUCUGCAAAGCACAGAGUUCUCAGAAACACCGUCUCCGGACAGUGACAGCGUUAACUCGGUGGAGGGGCAUUCUGAGCCAUCUUGGUUUAAGGACAUCAAGUUUGAUGACAGUGACACAGAGCAGCUUGCAGACGAAUCGGACUACAACAUAUCAAGCUCUGCCAACCUCAGCAAGAGGACGUCCGUCAGCAGCUCUCAGUCCGUGGUGGACAGCGACUCGGCUGCCUCCAUCAGCCUCAACAUGGAGCACAACAAUGUCAACUUCCACAUUAAGAAGCAGUCCAAGUAUCCCCAUGUGCCUCCCACUGCUGACCAGAAAGCUGAAUUUCUCAUGUCAGAGGAGGGAGGACAGAACAUCGUGAUCAGUGAUGCCUUCAUUAAAGAGUCCUUGUUCAACCGACGUGUGGAGGAGAAGGCGAAAGAGAUGUUGUUCACACCUCUCGGUUGGCACCACAGCUCGCUGGACCAGCUCAGAGAGGAGAACGGAGAGAAGAAGGCCAUGGAGAGGCUCCUGUCCGCCAAUCACAGUCACAUGAUGGCACUGCUGCAGCAGUUGCUCUACAGUGAGUCGCUGUCGCUUUCCUGGCGCGACAUCAUUGUGCCGGUCGUCCGCCAGGUGGUCCAGACAGUGCGGCCAGAUGUCCGGAACUGCGACGAUGACAUGGACAUCAGACAGUUGGUUCACAUUAAGAAGAUUCCUGGAGGGAGAAAGUUUGAUUCAACUGUGGUAAAUGGCUUUGUAUGCACCAAGAACAUUGCGCACAAAAAGAUGAAUUCCUAUAUUAAGAAUCCCAAGAUCCUCCUGCUGAAGUGCUCCAUUGAGUAUCUUUACAGGGAAGAAACCAAGUUUACUUGCAUUGAGCCCAUUGUGCUGCAGGAACGAGAGUUUUUAAAGAAUUAUGUUCAACGCAUAGUGGACGUCCGGCCAAACCUAGUACUGGUGGAGAAAACCGUGUCUCGUAUUGCUCAGGACAUGCUGCUGGAGCAUGGAAUCACCUUGGUGAUUAAUGUCAAACCGCAAGUGUUGGACAGAGUGAGUCGAAUGACCCAAGGUGACCUAGUGAUGUCCAUGGAUCAGCUCCUUACCAAGCCUCGGCUGGGCACCUGCCACAAGUUCUUUAUGCAGCCCUUCAACCUGGCCAACGAUGAUGUCAAGACGUUGAUGUUCUUUGAAGGCUGCGCUGCCCACCUGGGCUGCUCUAUCAAGCUGCGUGGCGCCUCCGAAUACGAGCUGGCCCGCGUGAAGGAGAUCAUCAUGAUGAUGGUGUGCGUGGCCUAUCACUCACAGCUGGAGAUCUCCUUCCUCAUGGAUGAGUUUGCCAUGCCACCCAGCUUGGCCCAAAGUGCCUCCUUCCCCUGCCUGCUGGAUGGCAUGUCCCCAAAGGGUGAGGCGAAUGCCGAGCAGACGGAUGAGGAGAGACACGACACAACUGUGAGAACUGAUGAUGAUGGUGCAACAUCUGGAAAUCCAGAGGAUGAGACAUUUCCCCGUGGAUUGGAAAUUAGCCAGGACCAUCCAAGGAGAUCUGCUUCCUCUCUCGAAAGUGAAGAAGGUGGAAUCAAAGAGACUAUGACUUCUUCACCUUUUUCCAGCCCUCCUGCUCCUCCUUUGUCGGUAUCUCCGCCCUUUCUAAUGGAAGAAGAUCAGCAGCUGACAGCGAACUCAUUCGGGAGGACAGCUGAUGAUGAAACAUCGGAGCGAGAAAACCAGGAAAAGGAAGAGAUGGAAAGCACUGAGGAUAAGGGCUCAGAAAUAUCGACACUCAGGUUGUUCCGAGACCCCCUGCAGGACGACACGGGCCUGUUUGUGGCAGAGCAGGUGACGUCGACCGAUGACCGCCUGAAGUCCAUCUCUGCCGUCUUCAAGCAGGAGCUGAAGGACAUCAUCUUGUGUAUCUCACCCUUCAUUACAUUUCGAGAACCGUUCCUCCUCACGACUGCUGGCAUGCACUGCCCCAGCAGGGAUUACUUUCCCGAAAAGGUUUACCAUUCCCCCCUCAUCAACAAGGACUUGAAAGAACUGGAUGGGCGCCGGAAGCGCCAGCUCCUCAAAGAUUCUGCGUCCUCCUCGCUGGUCGGCAGUCAGACAAACGGUGUCACUCCAUUGAAGCCCAUCGACGUCCUUCCGUGCCACGGCCUCACUAGCACCCGUAUCGUUGAGCAACUGAGCAGCAGCCAGGAUCUCGCUAAUAUGCUGGCAGAGUACAGAGCAAAGGGGGGGCGAAUUCGACACAGGGAAGCCAGUGACCCCUUCAAUACUGUCAGCGCAAUCGGUCUGGUGAACGGACACAACAGAACUGAGGAGACGCCCUCGCCAUCCAUCAAGGGCCCUGUGAAGGCCGACAGUGAAGAUGACAAACCAAGCAAGCAGAGUGAGAUGAGCUUGGCCCCUAAGAUGGACUGUCUAACGCCUGUCAAUCAUCAGCGACUGUGCGUGCUCUUCAGCAGCUCCUCGGCUCAGUCUAGCAACGCUCCAAACCCCUGCGUCAGCCCCUGGAUUGUCACCAUGGAGUUCUACGGAAAGAAUGACCUCUCACUUGGUGUAUUCUUGGAGAGAUACUGUUUCAGGUCGUCUUACCAGUGUCCCAGCAUAUUCUGUGAGACUCCCAUGGUGCACCACAUCCGCCGUUUUGUGCACGGCAACGGCUGUGUGCAGAUUGUGCUGAAAGAGCUCGACUCUCCUGUUCCCGGUUACCAGCACACCAUUCUCAAUUACUCCUGGUGCCGAAUCUGCAAACAGGUGACCCCUGUGGUGCCGCUGUCCAAUGACUCAUGGUCAAUGUCUUUUGCCAAAUACCUGGAGCUACACUUCUAUGGCCACCAGUACACUAGGCGGGCCAACGCUGAGCCCUGCGGGCACUCCAUCCACAAAGACUACCACCAGUACUUCUCCUACAACCAGAUGGUGGCCUCCUUCAGCUACACAUCUGUGAGGCUGUUGGAGAUCUGUCUUCCCCGUCCCAAAAUUUUGAUCAGGAACCUGGGGCCUUCCAAAGCUAUCUUACAGCAGGACCUUAAAGACUUUUCCCUCAAAGUGACGCAGGUCUACUUGGCCAUUGACGAUCGCCUCACUUCCUUGAAGACUGAGACCUUCAGUAAGACUCGAGAGGAGAAGAUGGAGGACCUCUUUGCCCAAAAAGACAUGGAGGAGGCUGAGCUGCGCAGUUGGAUUGAGAAGCUCCAAGCGCGAUUUCAGGUCUGUGGUUUGGAUUCUCCGCAGCAGCUCCAGGCAGUGCUCGAGUCUCUAGUGAUGAAGAAACAGAGCCUCUGUGAGAUGCUCCAGUCGUGGAACAGCAGGCUGCAAGACCUGUUCCAGCAGGAGAAAGGCCGCAAGCGUCUGUCAGUCCCCCCGAGCCCAGGCCGUCACCGGCAAACCGCUGCUGAUGACAGCAAGAGCACCCUGGACUCCUCACCACGUAACCCCUCGCCGGUGGUGCAGAAUGGCGACAAAGAGGACCGUCUCCUCAGUACACUGCCCUCCACAUCCUCCUCCUCGACUGCGUUGCUGUCGCCCGGGGAACCUGGAGCCGAGCCGAACACGCCCGGCCCUUCCAUCAUAGAGCCGGACUCUGUCAGCAUCCCAGAAGACGUGUUUGACGGACACUUGCUGGGUUCCACUGACAGUCAGGUGAAGGAGAAGUCUACAAUGAAAGCUAUUCUGGCAAAUUUUCUGCCGGGCAACAGCUACAACUCUAUUCCCUUUCCAUUUGACCCAGACAAGCAUUACCUGAUGUAUGAACAUGAACGGGUACCCAUUGCCGUGUGCGAGAAGGAGCCAAGCUCCAUCAUCGCCUUUGCGCUCAGCUGCAAGGAAUACAAAACAGCUCUCGAUGAGUUAUCCAAGAUGUCCAACGCAGGAGCGGACGAGGUGUCACAAGCCAACAGCGGAGAGAGCCGAGCCAAGGGCAGCCCCGCCAGGCUCGGCGAUUCAUCCAUGCAGAGUCGCAACAGCUCAGAAGCCGACCCGUCCAAGGAUGCUGAUGUGGCCGAUAAUCAAAAGAAGCAAUCUCAGAAUCCCCAUAUCGAACUGCAGUUCUCAGACGCCAACGCCAAGUUCUACUGUCGGAUAUACUACGCGGACGAGUUCCACCGGAUGCGGGAAGAGAUCUUGGAGAGUGCUGAGGAGGAUUUCAUCCGCUCGCUGUCUCACUGUGUCAACUGGCAGGCACGUGGCGGAAAGUCUGGAGCGGUCUUCUAUGCCACGGAAGAUGACCGCUUCAUCCUGAAGCAGAUGCCCAGACUGGAAGUCCAAUCCUUCCUGGACUUUGCUCCCCACUACUUUACCUACAUCACCGGCGCUGUGCAGCAGAAGAGGCCGACUGCUCUGGCGAAGAUUCUCGGCGUUUAUCGCAUCGGUUACAAGAACUCUCAGAACAACACUGAGAAGAAACUGGACCUGCUUGUGAUGGAAAACCUUUUUUAUGGACGCAAGAUGGCUCAGGUAUUCGACCUAAAGGGCUCGUUGCGAAACCGCAACGUGAAGACGGACUCGGGCAAGGAGAGCUGCGAGGUGGUGCUGCUGGACGAGAACCUGCUCAAGCUCAUCUACGACAACCCCCUGUACAUCCGCUCGCAUUGCAAGUCGGUGCUGCGCGCCGCCAUUCACAGCGACGCCUACUUCCUGUCCAGCCACCUCAUCAUCGACUAUUCGCUGCUGGUGGGACGCGACGACACUACCGAUCAGCUAGUGGUCGGGAUCAUCGAUUACAUCAGGACUUUCACUUGGGAUAAAAGGCUGGAGAUGGUCGUCAAAUCCACUGGAAUUCUCGGAGGUCAAGGGAAGAUGCCUACAGUCGUGUCGCCCGAGCUGUACCGCGCCCGAUUCUGCGAGGCCAUGGACAAAUACUUUCUCAUGGUGCCCGACCACUGGACUGGAUUGGGUGUCAACUGUUGAGCAGGACACACCCCUGGGAUGCUUGAAAACAAGGUUCAACAUUUCAUGUAAGCUGGGAGCAUUUUAUAAAAUUGUAUUUACCAACAGACGAGCAUGUCACCAUUCCGUACAACACAAGCGAUAUUCCAGAUUUUUUUUUUUUAAUGAGUGCACUAUUGUGGAAAUCAGUCAUUAUUUUAUCUUGUGGACCGUUGAUGAUGCUGUCAUAGUUUACUACUGUAAUUUAAAGUUUGAAUAUGUACAGAGAUUAUGUAACUAUUAAAACAUUGUUAACAUUGA